AUGGAAAAAAUAACAUAUGAUUGGUUAAAAGAAGAUACAAUUCUUUUAGAAUCAGUAUUAAUUUUAUCAUUAAGUGGUUAUUAUAUAUCAAAAAAUGAAAUUAAUAAAAUUUGCAAAGAUGAUUUAGAAAAGCAUGAAAGAUUAAAUGAAGAACAAUUUAAAAUGUUAAAAGAAAAGAAUAUUAUUUUGCAAAAUAAAAAUGACAAUAAUGAAAUAAAAUUGGAAUGUUUAAAAAAAGAAUUUAAUAAAAUCAAUUGUUCAUUUUAUUUAAUUAUUGAAAAUAAUAAUAAGAUCAAUAAAAAUAAUAAUAUUAAUAAUAGUAAUGAUGAUAAAUAUAAUAAUAUAAUUGACUCCACUAAAACAAUAAAAUUAUUAAAAAAUAAAAAAUCAAAGAAAUUAAGGUCAGAAUUAUUUAGAAAAGUUUGGAAAAACAUUGUUAUAAAGAAUCAAAUUUUAUUAGAAGUUAGAUUAUACAAUAUUCAUUAUAAUACAAUAAUGACUUUUUCAAAUAUAUCAUCAUUACAAAGUUAUAGAUACAGAGGAUACUUGAAUAAAAUUAUUAUUGAAGAUGAAGAAAAAAAAGAAAUUAUUGAACAAGGUAUUAUUCCUUGGGGAGUUGAAAAAAUUGAAUUUAAAUUUAAUCCAAUAUUAAAAGAAAAUUCAAUACCAAAUUCAGUUUGUCAUUUAAAAUUUGGUUAUUCAUUUAAUAGACCAUUUAAUAGUAAUAUCAUAUCAGGUAUUGAAAGUGAUAAUUGUAAUUUAAAAUCUUUAAUAUUUGGAAAUAGUUUUAAUCAACCAUUAGAAACAACAACAACAACAACUACAAAUGAAAACCAAAAUAAUAAAGAAAAUAAUGAAAUUAUUAAUAAUGAUAAAUGGUUAUCAAAAUUAAAUAAACUUACAAAUUUAGAAUUUGGUGAAUCAUUUCAACAAGAUAUUAAAAUUGGUCUAUUACCAAAUAGUUUAACAUCUUUGGUAUUAUCAAAACAUUAUAAUGGUAUAAUUGAAAAUGGUGCAUUAACAAAUUCAAUUUUAAAUAAUAACAAUUCAAUUUUUAAAUUUAAAUUUGAUUCAAAUGGUAAUAAGAAUUCAAUAAUUGUUGAUUAUGUAAAUUCAAUUCCAAAGUAUGUAACAACAUUAGAAUUUGAUAAUCAAUUUAAUCAAGUGAUCCAUAAUGGUGAUAUUCCAAAGAAUGUUAGAUCAAUUAUUUUUGGUAAAGAAUUUAAUAGUUUUAUUGAACCAUUUUCAAUAAAUUCAAAUGUAACAUCGAUUGAAUUUGGAUAUAGAUUUAAUCAACCAAUUAUUGAUAAUCAAUUACCCACUGAAAAUUUAACAAAUUUAACAUUUGGUAAUAAUUUUAAUCAAACCAUUGAACCACAUCAAUUUUCAAAGAAUUUGAAAAAAUUAAAAUAUGGUUUAACUUUUAAUAGAACCAUUCAAGCUGGUUUAUAUUUUAAUACUAGUUUAGAAUCAUUAAAAUUCGGACCAAGAUUCAAUCAACAAAUUCCAUUGAAAACCUUACCAAAUACAUUGAAAUAUUUGGAUCUAUAUGGUUGGACAGGACCAAUUGUACCAGGUACUUUUCCACCAUCAUUAAAAUCAUUAAAAUUAAAUUAUUUUAAUCAACCAUUACAAGUAUCAUCAUUACCAUCAUUGAUUUCUUUGGAAUUACUUGAAGAUUUUAAUCAACCAAUUAAUAUAAAUACAAUUCCAACCUCUUUAAAAUCAUUAAAACUUGGUCGUAAUUAUAGUCAAGACUUGACAAAUUCCUUACCAGAGUCAUUAACAUCUUUAGAUAUUUCAUCAACAAACUUGAAAUUCAAUAUUGAUUUAUUACCAAAUUUAAAUUCAAUAAUACUUUCAAAUUAUGAUCAUAAUUUUUUAAAUAAUUUAGAUUUUCAAAUUUUUUCAAAUUUAAUUAAAAUUAAAUAA
Messenger RNA from Dictyostelium discoideum AX4, 1932 nucleotides. RefSeq lists its product as hypothetical. The transcript has 2 exons. Bases 1 to 1932 code for a protein of 643 amino acids. The record is from RefSeq and is a predicted model, not a curated record. NCBI's taxonomy places the organism in Eukaryota, Evosea, Eumycetozoa, Dictyosteliales, Dictyosteliaceae.